AUGUGGAAUUGUUUUGAACGUUUAGAAAAUGAUUUGCCAAAAACGAAUAAUCCAGUAGAAGGCUGGAACAAUGCAAUGAAUCAAUUUGUUGGUGUUGCUCAUCCUGUUAUUUAUAAAAUUAUCCAAGAUAUCAAAAAAGAACAACAUUCAACUCAAAUUCUUAUUGAAAAAUUUGAAAGUGGAAGUUUGAAGCUAUCGCGACGAGCAAAAUAUGAAAAAAUUGAUCAGAAACUUCAACAUCUUGUUACACAAUAUAAUAUAAUGUCGAAAGCUGAAUAUUUUAAACAUUUACGUAUAUUGUUUAGUUUUUGA
Messenger RNA from Didymodactylos carnosus, 312 nucleotides. The record is from the annotation of a GenBank genome assembly. Lineage: Eukaryota; Metazoa; Rotifera; Eurotatoria; Philodinida; Philodinidae.